AUGAGUCCUCUACUACGCACGCGUCCUCUUACUUCCCUAUUGUUACUGGCUACACAUCAGUGUUUGCUCCCAAGUCGUGUCUUCGUCAAUGGAGCUGCACUGCCUGCAGAUGAAAAUGGGUGGACCUCAGUCGAACGACCCGAGCCACCGGUCGAAGUCGAUGUGGUUGUCGUUGGGGGAGGAUACUCCGGAUUAACGUCAGCAUACGAGCUCCAUCAGGCUGGUUUGAGCACUGUAGUGCUCGAAGCCAAAGACAGAAUUGGCGGCAGGUCUCGCUCGCAUCAAAGAGAGAGUGGUCCCGGCAUCGUCGAGCUUGGUGCCACCUGGAUCAACAACAGCACCCAGCCGGCCAUCUGGGAGCUGACCCAGCAUUUCGGCUUGGAGACAUUGGUGCAAUACACUGAAGGAGACGAGGUUCUCCAGAGCCCUGAUGGACAGGUAGUCAGGGUACCACCCGCCACAGGAGAAGAGGAAGAAAGCCCAGAGCCAGAGGACAUUGUGGCUGCCCUCAUCAACGAAGCAGUGGAAGAGGUCGACAUCCGACAAUUUGCAGACUUCCCAGAAGACCAAGACGUGUCUGUCGCUGAUUGGAUUGCCCUGAACGGUCUCUGGAACGAGUCAGGUAUACCAGAGUUGCUUAGCCAAAUGACGACGACAAUCGUGGGUCGUGAGCCAAAUGAGACCGGGGCACACUAUUUCUUUGACUAUAUCAAGUCAGGUUAUGGGCUGGAGAGCCUCGGCACUGAAACGGAGUUUGGAGCUCAGUUUCUUAUGCUCGCAGAAGGCACCACCGCGCUCGCCAGAAAGCUCGCUGAUGCUAUGACCCCUGGGAGCGUUCUGACUGACGCAGCAGUCACUGAAAUUUCUCAGGAUGACGAUACUGCUAUAGUCACGAUUAAGACCGGCAAGAAGUUCAAGGCAAAGAAGGUCAUAGUCGCCAUUCCAACCAACACCUACUCCGACAUCAAAUUCACGCCUUCUCUCCCCAGCGAGAAGGCCCAAAUCGUGUCGAACACCAUGCCAGGCAUUUACGCCAAGAUGAUCCUGUCUUACACCGAGCCGUGGUGGAGGGAAGCAGGCCUGGUCGGCAAGUUCACCUCGCUUGUCGGCCCAAUUCGCUUCAGCUGGGAUACGUCAAACCCUGCACUAUCGCAGUACAGCCUGGCGGUCUUCAUCGCGGGAGACGUCGCGACUGAGUGGCACGCUCUACCCGAUGAAGAGAGGCAGCAAACUAUGAUAGAGCACCUCGCUGAACUGGUUGGCGAGGAUCUUGCCGACUAUGCGCUCGACGUGCUUGAGGUCAAUUACGUUGAAUGGACAAAAGAGGAAUAUAUCUGGGGUGGGCCAACGAGCGCGAUGGCUCCUGGCAUGCUGCGACAGUAUGGAACGGCGCUGCGUGAAUCUUUCGCGAAUCUGCAUUUCGGUGGCGGUGAGACUGCGUACGAAUGGAAAGGGUACCUUGAGGGGGCCAUUACGGCAGGUCAGAGAGCUGCAGAGGAAGUUGUCGAGGCCCUUGGCUCAGGCGGGAAAGCCUGA
Molecule: messenger RNA, 1536 nt
Organism: Cyphellophora europaea CBS 101466
Lineage: Eukaryota; Fungi; Ascomycota; Eurotiomycetes; Chaetothyriales; Cyphellophoraceae
Exons: 3
Coding region: 1-1536 (511 amino acids)
Molecular function (GO): oxidoreductase activity
Source: RefSeq, a predicted model, not a curated record